AACCAGCAAAGAUCCCGAUACACAACAGUUGGAGAAGUCUAUCAAAUCAAGAGCACCACCAUCCCGUUUAGCUAAAGAAGAUAUCGAUUGCAUAAUGUAUGCCAAGGAAUUAAAAGGUGGAUCUAAAAAAGUUUUGGAGUGGUAUAAAAUUGGUAUACAAAAGUGUAAUAAAAUAUGGAAGUCUGAGAACCCAUACUCAUAUGCAAAUUCAAUCGAAGAUGCGAAUUUACCUAACUGGUACAUCAAUAAUAGUAAAUUUGAGAAGGUGGAUACAUCACCCAAACCAACGUCUCAAAUAGAUAUAUCCAAGAAACCUGAUAUCGUCAAGCCUGAUCCCAUCGAAGUAAAGAAGAUGCGAAAACAGGGUGAAAUGGAACGAAUUGCAAAGAAUAUUUUUAGAUCAGAAUUGAGUAAAUUAGUGCAAGCUGAUGACUAA
This is a messenger RNA of Diversispora eburnea, 436 nucleotides long. NCBI's taxonomy places the organism in Eukaryota, Fungi, Glomeromycota, Glomeromycetes, Diversisporales, Diversisporaceae. The record is from the annotation of a GenBank genome assembly.